AUGACGUCGCUGCUGCUCAUUAGCGGCGUAGCGCUAGUCGGGGGCUCGCUGGCUGCACGGGGGCUGCUGCGCGCCUGGCGCAACAUGAAUAAAAUUUCACAGCUGACAGGAACAUCCCCGUUCAUCCACUACCAUCAAGGCGGAUUCGCUCCCGUCAUGACGCGAAGGGAGGCCUCGCUCAUCCUUGGCGUUCGGUACCACUAUGCCCUUACCACGCGCGUAUUAAUGGCAAAUCAUCCGGACCGCGGAGGCUCUCCCUAUGUUGCUUCAAAGAUCAACGAGGCUCGAGUGCUUCUCGAAGGCAAAAACAAAUAA
Mitosporidium daphniae is the source of this 315-nucleotide messenger RNA. RefSeq names its product subunit TIM14 of mitochondrial import inner membrane translocase. Gene Ontology annotation, cellular component: PAM complex, Tim23 associated import motor. The transcript is spliced from 2 exons. NCBI's taxonomy places the organism in Eukaryota, Fungi, Microsporidia. Gene Ontology annotation, molecular function: ATPase activator activity. Gene Ontology annotation, biological process: protein import into mitochondrial matrix. Bases 1 to 315 code for a protein of 104 amino acids. The record is from RefSeq and is a predicted model, not a curated record.